AUGUCGUCCAAAACAGAUCAAGAUAACAGUGGACAUCGUUUUACACAAUUCAAAUUGGUCCUUUUGGGGGAAAGUGCUGUAGGUAAAUCAUCUAUCGUUCACAGGUUUGUUAAGAAUACUUUCGAUGAUAUGAGAGAAUCUACAAUAGGAGCAGCGUUUUUGACUCAAUCGAUUACCAUACCUGAGACCAAUACGACAGUCAAGUUUGAAAUAUGGGAUACUGCGGGACAAGAGCGUUACAAAUCAUUAGCCCCUAUGUACUAUAGAAAUGCCAAUGCUGCCUUAUGCGUCUAUGACAUUACAAGUAGUGCAUCCUUCGUAAGAGCUCAAGAAUGGAUCAAGGAAUUGAAGAAACAGGCACCCUGGGGUAUAGUCAUAUGCUUAGUUGGUAACAAAGCAGAUUUAGAGGAGAGCAGAGAGGUAGAACAGAAAGAGCUUGAAUCAUACAUCGAGGAACUCAACCAAGAUGGAGAAAAUAAAGUUAUAGGAACUGAAUGUUCUGCAAAGACUGGCGAAGGAGUCUUGGAAGUGUUUAAUAAAAUCGCAAGGGCUCUCCCUGUCGAAGAGUCCAUUGCAACUGCCAAUGCUAGAACCAGGCAAUCUACAAAUAGGAGGUCCGGUGGUGUUGACUUAAAUAGAGGUAGAAGACAGCAGCCAGAGUCUAAUAGCUGCUGCUAG
Molecule: messenger RNA, 678 nt
Organism: Priceomyces carsonii
Lineage: Eukaryota; Fungi; Ascomycota; Pichiomycetes; Serinales; Debaryomycetaceae
Gene: YPT52
Product: Rab family GTPase
Exons: 1
Coding region: 1-678 (225 amino acids)
Biological process (GO): intracellular protein transport
Cellular component (GO): endocytic vesicle; plasma membrane; endomembrane system
Molecular function (GO): GTP binding; GTPase activity
Source: RefSeq, a predicted model, not a curated record